Messenger RNA from Dryobates pubescens (Downy woodpecker), 1220 nucleotides. It is a transcript of the gene AMN1, whose product is annotated as antagonist of mitotic exit network 1 homolog. The transcript is spliced from 7 exons. Bases 46 to 858 code for a protein of 270 amino acids. Gene Ontology annotation, biological process: SCF-dependent proteasomal ubiquitin-dependent protein catabolic process. Gene Ontology annotation, molecular function: protein binding. Lineage: Eukaryota; Metazoa; Chordata; Aves; Piciformes; Picidae. Gene Ontology annotation, cellular component: SCF ubiquitin ligase complex. The record is from RefSeq and is a predicted model, not a curated record.
CGUGGAGUUGGGGUGGCGCCGCGUUCCCCGGUCCCCAUCGCCUCCAUGAGCCGCCUCAGCGGCCGUUGGGACGGCGCCGAUAAGGAUAUCUUCGCUCCUUUAGAGCUCCUCCUGGACCUAUGCCUUCGAUGUUUGACGGAGAACCUUUCCAGAUACGCUGCAGAUAUUAAGUCAUUGCCACCCAACAUAAAGGACAAACUGAUAAAAUUAAUGAGUAGUCAAGGACAAAUAACUGAUUCAAAUAUCAGUGAGGUGUUGCACCCAGCUGUAGAGGCUCUAGACCUCCGAGACUGUGACAUUUCAGAUAAUGCACUACUGCAGCUUUAUAACUGCAAACAACUGAAAAAGAUCAACUUAAAUUCUUGCAAAGAAAACAGAUUUGGAAUCACUUCAGAAGGUGUCAUAGCGCUGGCCUUAUCCUGCCCUUACUUGCGUGAAGCCUCUUUUAAAAGGUGCUGCGAUAUAACUGACAGUGGAGUUCUUGCUCUGGCACUCAACUGCCAGUUCCUGGAAAUAGUGAGCUUGGGUGGCUGUUCAGGCAUCAUGGAUGCAUCCCUGCAGGCACUAGGAGAGAACUGCAAAUUUCUUCACAGUGUGGACUUUUCAUCUACUCAGGUAACAGAUGAUGGCGUUGUAGCAUUAGUGAGUGGAACAUGUUCAAAGAAUUUAAAGGAGAUCCAUAUGGUACGCUGUGUGAAUCUGACUGAUGUUGCCGUGGAAGCAGUCCUUACUUCUUGUCCAAAGAUACACAUUUUUCUGUUCCAUGGAUGCCCAUUGAUGACAGAUCGUUCCCGAGAUGUUUUAGAGCAGCUAGUCAUAUCGAACAAAAUCAAGCAAGUAACAUGGACUGUUUACUGACUAUUUGCCAUGUACAUAUGAGUGUAAAGUUUACAGAUGAGAGAGCUCUUUCAGAAGGCAAGCAUCGUGGAGAAAAGAGUUGGUGACUUUGCUUCGCUCUGUGUUCCCACCAGAGGUCUCUGUGACCAUUCCAGUCUUUGCCUGUGAGUUUGAGCUUCCCCAUUGUCUCUACUUAUGGCCAUGCCUGGCUUUGCAUUGUUGACCACACUUCAUUAAGAGGAAAGUUAAACUGUCAUAGUAUCAGUCAGGGUUGGAGGGGACCACAAUGAUCAUCUAGUUCCAACCCCCCCUGCCAUGGGCAGGGAUACCCCACACUAGAUCAGGCUGGUCAGAGCCUCAUCCUGCCUUGUCUUAAACACUUC